Messenger RNA from Carassius gibelio (silver crucian carp), 4008 nucleotides. Its product is annotated as syntaxin-6-like. The record is from RefSeq and is a predicted model, not a curated record. Gene Ontology annotation, cellular component: membrane. The transcript has 8 exons. NCBI's taxonomy places the organism in Eukaryota, Metazoa, Chordata, Actinopteri, Cypriniformes, Cyprinidae. Gene Ontology annotation, molecular function: SNAP receptor activity. The coding region runs from base 172 to 942 and encodes 256 amino acids. Gene Ontology annotation, biological process: intracellular protein transport; Golgi vesicle transport.
GCUGAAGGACCCGGAUGUGAUUCGGCCGAGCGAUGGAGGCUGAGCGGAUCCGGGCUCCGUCCCACAUGUAAACAACACAUUAAGCGCUCUCCUUUGUUUAAGAAAAGCGAAACCCGCCUCGAUCAGGAGCAUGAGAUUAUCGCACAAGAAUCCACUCAUCUGAACACCAAAAUGUCGAUGGAAGAUCCGUUUUUCGUGGUGAAAGGAGAGGUGCAGAAGGCUGUGAACACAGCUCAGGGGCUUCAUCAGAGAUGGAUGGAGCUGCUACAGGACCCGGGUGGAGCCAGCAAGGAGGAGGUGGACUGGACCACCAAUGAGCUGAGGAACAGUUUGAGGUCCAUUGAAUGGGACUUGGAGGACUUGGACGAGACUAUCAGUAUUGUGGAGGCUAAUCCAAAGAAGUUCAAUCUGGAUGCGAUGGAGCUGGCCAAGAGGAAAGCCUUCAUCACUAGCACGAGGCAGACAGUCAGGGAGAUGAAAGACCACAUGGCUAGUCCGAUGGGAGUUACAGUGCCCGAGAUAAAAAAUCGACAGACUUUAAUGGGUGAUGGUGGGUCUCAUGGCCCAAUCUGGCAACCCAGUGCUGAUAAGUACACCAGACUAGACCGGGAGCUGCAGACGGCAAACUCACAGUUCAUCGAGGAACAACAGACCCAGCAACAGCUCAUAGCAGAUCAGCAGGAUGAGCAGCUGGAGCUGGUGUCGGGAACUAUUGGGGUCCUGAAGAACAUGUCCCAAAGGAUCGGCCAAGAGCUGGAUGAGCAAUCUGUAAUGCUGGAUGAUUUUUCACAUGAGAUGGACAGCACUCAAUCCAGACUGGAUAACGUCAUGAAGAAGCUGGCUAAAGUUUCUCACAUGACCAGCGAUCGGCGACAGUGGUGCGCUAUCGGCAUUCUUCUGGCCAUCCUGUUUGUGGUGAUCAUCCUCUUCAUUGUUCUGUGAACAGCACUCCUCCGUCCUCUGCCACUACAGCACUCCCUCCUGCGAACGCUCGCUCCAGCAAAGGUGCUUUGGAGAUAAACGAACCCUUCCUCCAUCUUUAGUCCAUGAUACAGCAGAACGCUGCUGCUUCGUAACCUUUAUGCUUUCUUCUAGACAACCCAGACCGAAAAAACGAAUGUGUAACAUGGCGUGUAAAAACAAGGGCUGUUUUUUCUCGGUUUGGCGAUAAUACGGUCUGAAUCAUUUCAUACAAGUUGUGUCGUAAUCCAGGGUAAACCAUUUCCUUCCAACAGACCAUGAUUUUAAAAUGCUUAAAGGCAUAUUUCGCCCAAAAUGAAAUGACCCCAUGAUUUACAUGACUUUUUGCUUUCAGAAGAUUACAAUUGGAGUACAUUUCCUGGCUCUUCCAAGCUUUAUAAUGGUUUUUAAUGGGAUUUUGAAGCCCAAAAAGUGCAUCCAUCCGUCAUAAAAAGCGCUCCACACCGCCCUGGGGGUUAAUACCGGCCUUCUGAAGCAAACUCAUGCAUUUGUAAACGAAAGAUAUCCUUAUUUAAAACGUAAUAAACCAUAAUCUCUGGUUUCGCUAACUGUGGUUCACGUGUUCAUGAGAGAGCGGCGUUCCAGCGGAUAGCGUAGGCGUAGCAUAAGCUCUGGUAAGAAGCAACAAACGUGGAAGCAAGGAGGAGAGAGCUAAACAAAACAGAUCACAAAUUAGAAGUACAGAAUGAGGAUUUGUGAAGAGAUCUGUUGGAGAAUUUCGAAGAAAGGCAAGAGGAGAUAGUUUUUCCUUUGAAGUAAACAAAACUUGGUUCUCGCGAAACUAGCAUAUUCUCACUGGAGUUAAUGCUACGCCUACGUCAUCUGCUGGAACGCCACUCUCUCGUGAACAUGAGUACGACAGCGUACAUUAUGGUUUAUAAAGUUUUAAAUAUGUCGGUUUUUCUUACACAAACACAACACUGUGGAGCACUUUUUAUGAUGAAUGGAUGCACUUCACUGGACUUCAAAAUCUCAACACCCAUUCACUGCCGUUAUAAAGCUUUGAAGAGCAAAGAGCAUUUUAUUAUAUAACUCCAAUUGUAUUGGUCUGAAAGAAAAAAACAUAUACACCUAGGAUGGCUUGAUCAUGAGGUAAUUUUAAUUUCUGGGUUGGUUUAGACCACUGUAAAUAAUCAACACUAAAUAACUACUAAUUUACUAAACACUGGAGUUAUAAUAAACCAGAUAUUGUUUAAGCGGGUAUGUUACUGAUUGUACUAAUGCAAAUUAGUUAUUUACUAUCAAAGUGUUUAUUUCCGUGUGCUUGGUUUACCUUUUUUUUACUUUUGAGUUAUUGAUAAUCAGUUACUAGUGAGAUUUAUUCACGCACUACGGUUUGUUUCUUUAAACUGAAUGGAAUUGUGUUUUUAACAGAAACGCUAAUGUUAAACUCUCCGCAUAACUGGCUGGAAGUCUUUAAAUAAUAGGUUAGCAAUUCAAAUAUUAACAAAAAAAUUGUGCUUUAGUAAGCAAUAAAUAUGUGAAUUGCGUGACAAUUGGUUAUUAAUCUGUAGAAAGUCUGAAAACGGAUCACUUCAGAUCAGCUGAAGUGAAGUUUUGGACCAAAUAUAUUUUAGUAUAAAAGCUAAAUUUGAGAAAUAAUGGUUAAAGAAAUAGUUCAACCGAAAAUUACAAUUUGCUGAUUUUUAUUUUUGGGUGAGCUAUUUCUUAGUUAUAAGUCACGAUUUAGCCAGUGCCUUAGCACAGACGAGGGUGAAGUUACAUUUCAUUUUUAGAAAGCCUGGCACUUGUGACAAAACGUCAGAUUGCGUUUCACAUUCUUAAACUGCUCAGCGAGGAUGUUCGUCCAGUGUUUCGAAUAUAUAUUUUCACAAGCUGACGGUUUGCGCUACAUUUCCACUGCUAGCUCAAAUGGAAACGUAUGAAGCAGCAGUCGCUAAAAUGAAAAUCAUCGUAUCUGUCGUCUCUCGACAGCACAACACUACAUAUUCUGUGAAAAACAUGAGUACAUUUAUCUUACUGGAUAUUUGUAUUUUUUUUGUUUUGUUUGUAUGUUUUAAUAAUCUCAUGGGUAAAUCACACAAAGAAAUGUUGUUUUUGACCACCAAAAUCAAGUUAAACCCCUACCCAGAAAAAUUAAAUAGUAUUUUGCAUUUGAAAAUAUGCCCUUUUUCCUGCAUUGUUAUAGCCUACAACAUUAUUUCCAUGCCAGUUAUAUACAUUUGUCAUUACUGUAAUGUAAAAAAAAUCAUGAUUUUUAUAUUUAAUAUAGUAAUAAAAGUAAUCUUGUCUUGGCUAAAUUAUUCUAAAUGUAUAACAAAUAUGAUUUAAUUUAAAAUCGAUUAAAUUUAGUAUAUUAAAUAUUACUAACUUUUCUUGUAAUUUAAUAAACAUUUUUCACAUUACAGUAAUGAGGAUUAAUAAAAUGUGCCCAAUCAUGCAAAUAAUGUCAUAAUGCAAAAAAAAACAAGUGUGAUCCUAAAAAUGUGAACUCUGGACAUUUUUGCCAGACUUGGUGUGAUUUACCCUUCUACAUGCUCAAGCUUUCUGUUUUUGAGCAAUCACACCCCUUGCUUUUCAAAAGCAAAAGGACAAAUACAGGGAAUUUGCAGUGGUUUAGUUUACUGUUUAGACAUUUCCAUCGGCCCGUAUAAUAGUGUUCAGCUGAUUCUGACUGCCCUCGGUCACAUGAUGCAGUAGGUCAGCUCUGAUUGGUUCGAAGUAUGACUGAAUCGAUUAUGCAAUUUUACGAUACAAAUAAAAUGAUGCGGUUGCACAAUUAGGUCACUGUUGUUGAGUCGCAGUGACAGAGCAGAGAGAUCAAGGUAGUGAACAGGCUCAUAAACGCUGUUCUUCCUGACUGUGUGAAUUUCAGCUGUACGUGUUCGUUUGUGAUGUUUGUUUGCUCCUGAAGAGAAUGAUAGAAAGGAGUAUAUAUUUUUUUUUAGCCCUCGUUGUUGCUCCUCGUCCCUCAUAAACUCUGUCAAACCUCCUCAUGUACCCACAAUCCCUCAGUCUGUCACUGUGUGAAGCUCUGAGCCCCAUUAAAAACAAUUCAUUGAAAAA